AUGGAAAAUUCAAGAGAACAUAGGAUUUAUAUAUAUUGUGGUAAUUUGGUUGGAAGAGGUAGACAAUUUACUGGUGGCAUGGGUAGUACAGUUGGUGGUGGUGGUGGCCACCAUGGACAUGCUAUGUCAAUUUUCACAACCACCGAUGGUGCUAGAUGUGGUGAUGGUGGUGGUUUUGGUGGACAUGAAGGUGGUGGAGGUGGUGGUGGUGGUUGUGGUGGUGGCGGAGGUGGCGGAGAUGGUGGGGUUGGUUGUGGUGGUGGGGGAGGAGGUGGUGGCGCCCCCUAA
Camellia sinensis is the source of this 288-nucleotide messenger RNA. The record is from RefSeq and is a predicted model, not a curated record. NCBI's taxonomy places the organism in Eukaryota, Viridiplantae, Streptophyta, Magnoliopsida, Ericales, Theaceae.